CAUUUAUCCAUUGGCCAAGUAGACAAGAAUGUCUGGUGAUUGAAGAAAGAUUUAAGUUAAAAGGAGGUAUUUCAGGUGUCAUUGGGGCUAUCGAUGGUACACAUAUAAAUGUUAAAGCUCCAUUGAAACAAGCUGAUAGUUAUACUAAUYGUAAACUUGGUAAAAGUAUGAUUGUACAAGCAGUAUGCACAGAGGGAAAAAUAUUCACCAAUAUUUCAGUAGGAUUUCCUGGCCGCAUUCAUGAUGCAAGAGUAUUGGUUAAUUCAGAAUUAUAUAAACAAGUAACCGAAAAUGGGCCAAGUUCUCUAUUUUACAAUAAAUAUCAUCUGUUAGGAGACACAGCAUAUCCUAACCGAGAAUGGUUAAUCACUCCAUUUAAAAAUUAUGGAAAUAUAACACACCGAAAAACCAAAUUCAACUACCUCCAUGCAAAAACUAGAGUUGCCAUUGAAUGUGCAUUUGGCUUAUUAAAAGGAGAAAGAUUGGAGCUGGAGAAGAUUAUUAUAUUUGAAUAA
Messenger RNA from Diuraphis noxia (Russian wheat aphid), 515 nucleotides. Its product is annotated as putative nuclease HARBI1. The record is from RefSeq and is a predicted model, not a curated record. Lineage: Eukaryota; Metazoa; Arthropoda; Insecta; Hemiptera; Aphididae.